Aaosphaeria arxii CBS 175.79 is the source of this 987-nucleotide messenger RNA. RefSeq lists its product as uncharacterized. Lineage: Eukaryota; Fungi; Ascomycota; Dothideomycetes; Pleosporales. The coding region runs from base 272 to 814 and encodes 180 amino acids. The transcript has 3 exons. The record is from RefSeq and is a predicted model, not a curated record.
GUUUGACCAAGAUUGGAUUGUAUCACGCUUGUUCCGACUAUUCGGCGAAUCAUUUACGGCCAGAGGUAGUACUACCGGUAGCGGCCGGAGGCUGCGGGAUGUGACGACAUAGUUACGAGGAAGCUUCUCGAGCUCAACCUGAAGGUACCUCGAUUUUAAAGCCUGUUGAGAUUCCCCGGUUCCAUUCUUGAAGGCCAGGAUACUUGUUCUCUUUCCCAGUCCAAUUGAUAUCUCAAACAUUUACAUAUCCCUCGAAUCAUAAUCAUUCAUCAUGUCCGAAUCAUUAGCUGCCUUCAGAGACAAGCGAAGUGCCGAUCUCCGUCGCCUCGCGGAAGAGCACCUUCAACAUGACUUAAAUCAAUCCGAUCGUGACACCUUGAAGAGUGCAGGUGGAAAAGUGUCACAACAUGCAGGCAUUGGUUCACUGCUCGGCCUGGGACUCGGCGUGUAUUGCGCCUUUCGAUUGCGCAACAUGAGGCUUGCGUACUUCAAUGCAUUCCGAGCCAUGGAGAAGCCGGUGGAGAUCAAAUUCGCCGAUGGACGAACUCAGCCAGUACCCGACAUCACGGAGCAGAUCAAGCCAUCCAAGUGGGCGGAUGCCGCGUCGUAUUUCUUCUUUUCUCUGGGAGGGCUCUUUCUCGGCGGAGAGGCAGGUCUGCUGAGUGGGACUGCGUCCGCAUCACGCACAAUUGCCAAAGACCCUCAAGCGAGGGAGCGCAUCGAGAAGGCGUUCAGGAAUUACCGGAUAGAUGCGAUGAAGCAGGAGAUACAGAACAUGGAAGGGAAGAGCCGUAUUGCAAACUUCUUCGAGUAACGACUACUAUAGAGCUUGUGAGCUUGACGUAUGUAAUACUAUCUGUAUGGAGUACCAGUAUGCACUAAAUGGGAUGCAAUGGUGUAGAUUGGAUGUGAACGUCUUGUAAUGUGUAAAUAACCCCAAGAAAUGGAUUAUCAUAAUAACGAUAGAGGUUUGCUUUCCCAACAAUC